Molecule: messenger RNA, 2040 nt
Organism: Botrytis fragariae
Lineage: Eukaryota; Fungi; Ascomycota; Leotiomycetes; Helotiales; Sclerotiniaceae
Product: putative biotin apo- protein
Exons: 5
Coding region: 1-2040 (679 amino acids)
Biological process (GO): protein modification process
Cellular component (GO): cytoplasm
Molecular function (GO): biotin--[biotin carboxyl-carrier protein] ligase activity
Source: RefSeq, a predicted model, not a curated record
AUGGUCGCAAGAAAGAUGGAUGUCCUGGUCUACUCAGGCAAUGGGAGUACAAUUGAAUCCGUCCGCCACUGUCUUUAUACGUUACGGCGUUUGCUAUCGCCAAGUUACGCAGUGAUUCCUGUUAGUGAUAAUAUCAUUCUCAAAGAGCCUUGGACCGCUUCUUGUGCUCUUCUUGUAUUCCCAGGGGGUGCAGAUCAAGGAUACUGCCGUUCCCUCAAUGGAGAAGGCAAUAGACGUAUCUCACAGUAUGUGCGUAGAGGUGGUGCCUAUCUUGGAUUUUGUGCUGGAGGCUACUAUGGUACCUCAAGAUGUGAGUUCGAGGUCGGCAAUAAACAGCUAGAGGUUGUUGCGCCACGUGAACUACAAUUCUAUCCAGGUACCUGUAGAGGAUGUGCUUACAAAGGGUUUGUGUACCACAGUGAAGCGGGUGCAAAGGCUGCAGAGGUCAAGAUUGAGGGCUCGCUUCAAAGUGGAAAUACCUCUCAAAGUUUUAAAUCAUAUUACAAUGGCGGGGGUGUUUUCGUCGAUGCAGGUAAAUUCAAAGAUCAGGGGGUGGAGACACUUGCUACCUAUGUGCAUCCUGUUGAUGUCGAUGGCGGAGAAGAUCCCGCAGCGGUCGUCUAUUGCAAAGUCGGUGAAGGCGGGGCAAUAUUGACUGGGCCGCAUCCAGAAUUUGCUGCCGUGAAUCUGGACCCCACAAUAAAGAUUCCUGGAUACUCGGACCUUGUGAAAGAUUUGGCCGCCGAUGACGACUCGCGAACAAGAUUCUUGAAAGGAUGUCUAUCAAAAUUGGGGUUGACUGUGAGCGAAGAAACUUCCACGGUGCCGUCUCUAUCUCGCCUCCAUCUUUCAUCUGUUCAUCCGCCUUUUGUUCCAGAGUUGCUGGCUUCAUUGGAAGAAAUCAUCGAAAAAGAGAAUGGUGAAGAGAUCAUCAAGGGCGAAAACGAUACCCUUCACCUUGAGAAACCAGAGAGUGGCUGGUCAGUUCAAUCUUUAGUAAAGUCGCUUUCUGAUGCAGUCGUUCCUACAUCAGAAGAAAAGCACACUGUUGAGUCAGCUGGAGCAGAUGAUGGGAUCAUUGAUUACAAUGCUAUUCCCAAACGAGUCAUUCUCCAUGAGACGGAAUGGCCAGGCACAAAGGAAACACCAUAUUUCAAUCACCAUGCAUUUUACUCCAAUUUGCGACUCUAUCAGCAAGAAAAAUCCAGCGAGGCCGAAGAAUUUGGAAAUACGCUUCUAUAUGGAGAGGUGGUUACUAGUACCAACACGAUGUUGGAAAAGAACUCGAAGCUUCUUUCUAGGCUUCCUACAGGUUUCACUUUUACAGCUACAACACAAGUUGCCGGACGUGGCCGUGGUUCCAAUGUUUGGGUUUCUCCUCUAGGGUGCUUGAUCUGGUCUGUUUGCAUGAAACAUCCCAUGGAACUUGGACACAAAGCGCCAGUUGUCUUCGUACAGUAUCUAGCAGCAAUAGCUAUUGUUGAAGCCAUUCAUUCAUAUGAUAAAGGCUAUGACACAGUACCAAUUAAACUCAAGUGGCCCAACGAUAUCUAUGUCCAAGAUCCAUCUAAACCCGGAAAAAAGGAAUAUGUCAAAGUUGGGGGCAUUCUAGUUAAUUCUUCAUAUUCAUCUGGAAACUAUGAUCUGGUCGUAGGUAUAGGUCUCAAUACCACAAACGCAGCGCCAACAACAUCACUUAACGCUCUCUUACCAUCACAUCUCACACCUUUCUCUCUCGAAAAACUUCUUGCUCGCUUCCUCACGAAAUUUGAAACCAUCUAUAAAACCUUCUGUAGAAAUGGCUUUGAUAAAAAACUGGAGGAAGUGUAUUAUAGACACUGGUUGCAUACGGAUCAAAUAGUUACCUUGGAGACAGAAGGUGGUGCAAGGGCUAUCAUUAGGGGUAUCACUACGGAUUGGGGAUUGUUACGUGCGGAAGAAUUGGGCUGGGAAGAUAGACCUACAGGAAAGGUUUGGGAGUUGCAGAGUGAUAGCAAUAGCUUUGAUUUCUUGAAGGGGCUGUUGAAACGAAAGGCUUAA